This is a messenger RNA of Somion occarium, 1708 nucleotides long. The record is from the annotation of a GenBank genome assembly. NCBI's taxonomy places the organism in Eukaryota, Fungi, Basidiomycota, Agaricomycetes, Polyporales, Cerrenaceae.
ACUUUCGAUCUUUCAUAUCAAAGUCGUUCAGCCCCAUAGAUACCCUGUUUAAAUACCCUGUUCACCACUCAGGCCUCCUUGAUCUUGGAGAAGACCUUCUGCCCAGCAUGGCGCCUAGCGAUAAGGCAGGACCUUCGAAGCCCUCAUCAAAUUGGUUGGCUUUGCAGAAAGAAUUACCGACAAAGUCUGCAAAGUCCAGUUCUAUGACUGCGCAUGUACGCAAAAAGCGCAAGGUUGAUCAUACCAGUGCCUCACCGGAUGCAACAGUGACACAAAGUAUUUCUGCUUCUGCGGAGAUGUCCUUUAUUCGUGGAAAGCAGAUGGUUGCAUCCACUUCUGUGGCCUCUGUAUCCAUAUCGUCUCUUCCGGACGCGAUAAAGAAUGGCGAGUCGUUAGCUUCUCUGCGGAGAAUGGUUGUGGGUGAAUUGGAGUACACCACGAUCCAGCAACAACCAGGGAAAUAUCUCGCCGUAGAUUGUGAGAUGGUUGGUGUCGGCAUCAACGGAGCAGAAUCCUCGUUGGCGCGUGUCAGUCUGGUCAACUACCACGGAGCCGUGAUCAUGGAUGAAUUCGUUCUGCAGCGCGAACGCGUUGUAGACUACAGAACAGAGUUCAGCGGUAUUCGACCAACUGAUAUGAUUAAUGCAAAACCUUUUGUCGAAGUGCAAGAGAAGGUGGCUCAAUUAUUGAAAGACCGGAUAUUAGUGGGCCAUGCGGUACACAACGACUUAAAGGCUCUCCUACUGUCACAUCCACGACACCAAACCCGAGAUACACAACUAGAAGCCAAGAAACACAAACUCACGAGAUCAUCAAGACCCGCUCUACGGCAUCUGGUUCAGCAAGAACUUAACAUCGUAAUUCAGUCCGGAGAGCACUCAUCUGUACGUGCUGUUAAACACACAUUAUCUUUGAACCUUUUACUCAAUCCCCGGUUUGAACAGGUAACUGAUGCAAGAGCCACAAUGGCCGUAUAUCGUAUACACCGAAAAGUAUGGGACAAAGGUCACCCUCCACUCUCCUCUACAAUCUCCUCAGGGAAGAAACGAAAACGUACGCCAUCGUCUGACCACGAAUCAGGUAGUGAAGACGAGGACCGUCCAGCGUCUAAAACUAGCUCACACAACACCAAGCAAUUUCCCGGUGGAGGUCGAAAAGGUGUCUCUUCUGGUCUUUCGACGGUCACUAGACAUACUGGUAAAAGCUCUAUUGGGCAUGGAUCAAGUAAUCUGGAGACGAAGAAUGCUUGGUGGAAGGAACUUGGAAAUGGGUCGAGUGGUUCCAAGGGUUCCUUGCGUAUGAAGUUUGGAUAAAUUUGUUCGUUUCCAAAUAUUCGACUUUGGACAUAUAUACUAAGAUAUUUCGGACUUAUUAAAAAGGAUCUCGGUUCCGAACUAUCGAUGAUAUGUACCAGUAUCUAGAAGGGUUGGAACGUAAGAGUGGAUGCCAGAGUUGAGAUGAAGCAUUCCUUGUUGAUCCUCUGGAAAACAAGUCUCUUCACUGACAAUGAACAAGUAGUCCGCAGCAAAUAUAUAGUGGCAUACUUUUGGGAAGACGUAAGGAACAAUGCGACGUAGACAUAAUACAAAAGGCUAUAAGGAAGGAAUACAAGAAUUGAAGCUCUAAAAGUGCGAGUUGUACAACCAUGUCUGGAGGUGAUACAUAGAUGAGGAUUCACGGGACCAAAAAAUACAAUAAAAUGAUACAG